AUGGAAGGCGUGGGAACGCCCCCACCAGCAGAUGGCGUUUCAGCCUCUGCUGAAGCGCCAGCAACGGAUGAUAAUCGAGGCGGGAGGUGCGUAUUGAAGAGUACAAACAGCAACAGUGAAUAUGUUGUCGACUCUGUAUGUGAGCGCACCUCUCGGCCCGUGAUAUCACAUACAUUAAUUUCACACCCUGAAGCGUUGCAUGAAAUAUUGAAAGGUCCCCAAAAGGAACAGCAAGAAGAAGGAGGAGAGGAACGUGGUAGAUCGUGUACUUCUUUACACUUCUGGAAUUCUUGUAUGUAUAAGCUACCGGUAACGGUACUUGAACAUAUAUUUUCUUUUCUUCCACCAAAAGACUUGUGUACGAUGCUUGGCGUAUCCCGUUUUUUUUACUGUAUUGCCAAUGCAUCAGACCAUACCGCUUGGAAAUCGGCUUGUUUCUCAUUAUGGUCUGACAAGGAAGGAUUUAUGCGUUUGGUGGGGGAUUGGUCCGCAAUCAUAAAGAAGUGUCAAGAAGAAGAACUGGAGGCUAUUUAUUUACAGCAACAGAUCCUAAAGGGUGAAUAUCUUGGAGAAACAACGGCUACUGCUUUAGAUGCGGUAAAAUACAAAUGGAGUGUCGCUGAAAAUGAAAAGGAAAGACAUAUAAAAGAGCAAGAACUGUUAUUAGUAUCACAGCAAGUAGGGCAUGAUUAUGGAAGUGAAGCGACAUCAUUAGGUGCAACAACAUGCCAUAGUGAUAGCAGUACAACUACGACAGGAAUAAUGCUUAAUAAAACCAGGGGUUUACGUCGUCAAGAAGAACAACAAGAGCUUUGGAAUGCUUUUCCGUUAAGAAACACAGAAACAUACGAAGCCAUCAAAAUGACGAAACUUCCAUUAUCUCUACAAAAAACUUUGGUUUCCCCUCUACAAGGAAAUUUUUUACCUGGAACUUCUACUGCUUCUUCCGUUUCAUCUGGAGGAGUCACUACAUCAAGUCGGAAAUUCUACUGGUGGGAAAUAAAAAACGACGUCCAGCAACAACAUCUCUCUCGUCUUGCAAGGAAAUCACUCCGACAACAACAAAAGCAACAACAACAACAACAACAACAACAAAAGCAGCAGCAGCAGCAGAAGCUUCCAGGUGGGAUGAGUCCUCUUCUCCUAGAUGGUAUUGAUGACGAUAAUGAUGAUAAGACGACAAACAGUUCUUUUCACAUUGACUUGGGUCGUAGUGAAGCCUCAAAUUAUGUUCGAAAACAAAAGUCUAUCACUUUUACCUCCCAUUCUUAUCCAGGUAACGAAUAUGAAAGCAGUAGGAGUGGUCGUUCUUCUUGUAUGGAUUCUCAUUUAAUGGGACGUUUUCUUCAUCCUGUGAAAACGCUGACAAGUAGUGUGCAGUCAGAACCUGUAUGUCAGACAUUAACGGAAAGUAUAUCAGAAAAUGGUCUCAAUGAUGGGAGUGAAGAAGAAGAAGAAGAUGGAAGUGAGGAUGAUGAUGAUGAAAGUGAGAGUGAAAGUGAAAGUGAAAGUCUUGUGGGUAAAGAAUAUCUCAAAAACCCAUAUCAAGAGUAUGAAGAAAAGAUGGCCAUGACCCGCGCUCUGAGUUUACAGUUGUUGCAUAAAAGACAAAGUACAAGUAUAUUAGCAACACAUGAGCAGGGAAAAAAAGAAGAAUAUAAUAACAAUGACAAUAUCAACAACGAUGACAGAAAUGACAAAAAAAAAGAAAUAUCAAAAGAAAACGAUGUUGAUGAUAAUGAUGAUGAUGAUGAUGAUGAUGAUGAUGAGGGAAUGUAUCUUCCAGUUUCGUGGAAGUUCGCAUAUUAUAUGUCUCUGCGUGACUCACGGUGUGAGCGUUUGACGGUGCAGGGUUUGAUGGAGACGACAUGGUUUGUUUGUUUUCGUCUCACAGGUAACAGUCAUCCUGUGACCUUUACAGAGAAUGGUACACUAAUCAUUCAUCCAAUACCCAGUCCAUUGAAUAACAAUAGCAGUAAUAAUAAUAAUAAUAAUAAUAAUAAUAAUAAUAAUAAUAAUAAUAAUAAUAAUCAUAAUCAUAAUCAUAAUAAUAAUCAGAGCAGUGCUGAUGGAUUCCCUCCCUUUACGUAUCAGUUACUUAAAGGAGGUACGGAACUUGAGGUAGAGACGUUUCCUCCAUUAAAGGUCCAACGACGUCUUGGUAAAGUGACUGGCAAUUCUACUAAUACUGCUUCUUCAGGAAAUGGUAGAUCAGCUAACAGUGCUGCCGAACGUGCAUUUAACGCUGAACCUGAUACGACCCUGCGAUCUCUCGCUGCUAUUGCUGCCACUCAUAAAAACACGACUGCAAAUGGACGAUGGGUGGUGGGAGAGUCCAAUGAGGAGAAUGAGAGAAAUACUCAGAAUGGCAAUACCACUCAUGAUGAUGAUGAUGAUAAUGGUGUUGGUGUUGGUGUGGAAGCGGCCACCAUACUUGUUGGACAGGCAAACGCGAAACGUGCUAAUAAUGACUGGGGAUGGGUGAUACAGAAUUAUUUUGUAAAGAUCUUCUCCGUGGACACACCCCUCCCUUUGUACAUUCACCGACUGCGGCGCAUGUGUGCGCCGCGUCCUCCCUAA
Molecule: messenger RNA, 2580 nt
Organism: Trypanosoma theileri
Lineage: Eukaryota; Euglenozoa; Kinetoplastea; Trypanosomatida; Trypanosomatidae
Exons: 1
Coding region: 1-2580 (859 amino acids)
Molecular function (GO): protein binding
Source: RefSeq, a predicted model, not a curated record